This is a messenger RNA of Toxotes jaculatrix (banded archerfish), 1527 nucleotides long. RefSeq names its product ion channel TACAN-like. Gene Ontology annotation, biological process: fat cell differentiation. Gene Ontology annotation, cellular component: membrane. The record is from RefSeq and is a predicted model, not a curated record. The transcript is spliced from 12 exons. NCBI's taxonomy places the organism in Eukaryota, Metazoa, Chordata, Actinopteri, Toxotidae. Bases 90 to 1136 code for a protein of 348 amino acids.
GUGACACUCAGAACGGUACAACUGUUGCACAGCUGAGCCAGUCUGAAUAUUACCCAACUCCUGGAGCUGUCCUGAUGUCCGAGUAAGACAUGUUGUUCAGCCCAGCGGGUUUAAACGAAUGUUUACGCGAAUGGGAGGAUUUAGAGAAGGGCUACCAACAAAUCCAGGACACUCAUCGUCUGUACAAACAUAAACUUGAAGAAGUGGCCAAGCUGCAAGACAGCUGCUCCGCUGCUAUCGCACGUCAGAGGAAGAAACUGAAAGAGCUCUCUGCGUCACUAGAUCAAUGCAAAAAGAACCAUCCAACGCCCAAGUUAAGUCCAGAGGAUGUGGAUUCUAUCGCUGAAAUCGAAGACUCCAUCACAGAGAGAGCAAAUGCUUUCUCUGAGAUGGAAGCUUUUCUGCCAAAGAAGAAUGGGUUAUACCUCACUCUAGUUUUAGGAAACGUUAAUGUAACACUCCUCAACAAACAGUCGAAAUUUGCCUACAAAGAUGAAUAUGAGAAAUUUAAACUGGUCCUCACGGUCAUCCUCUUCGUGUUCUCCUUCACGUGUCGCUUUUUGUUCAGCUACAGAGCCCUCGAUGCCCUGUUCAACUUCCUGUUGGUGUGGUACUACUGCACACUCACUAUCCGGGAAAGUAUCCUCAUCACCAACGGCUCAAGGAUCAAAGGUUGGUGGGUUUUCCAUCACUACGUAUCGACCUUCCUGUCUGGAGUCAUGCUCACGUGGCCUGAAGGCACUCUCUACCAGAUGUUUAGGAACCAGUUCCUAACAUACUGUCUGUACCAAAUAGGCUUUGUCCAGUUCCUCCAGUACUACUACCAGAGUGGCUGUUUGUAUAGACUCAGAGCACUGGGAGAAAGACAUAACAUGGACCUUACAGUCGAGGGUUUCCAGUCCUGGAUGUGGAGAGGCUUGACCUUCCUCCUUCCUUUCUUGUUCUUUGGUCAAUUCUGGCAGCUUUACAACAGCAUAACACUCUUCAGGAUGUUCCAGCUCCCGGAGUGUAAAGAGUGGCAGGUUUUCAUGUGCGGCUGCUCUUACAUGGUACUCUUCAUGGGAAACUUCUUCACCACACUGGGUGUAGUUUACCAGAAAUACACGAGCAACCAGGACAAGUCCAAGACCUUUUAAAACUGGAAUAAUCUGUUUAUGGGACAGAAAGACGUUACCAUAGCUCUAAUAUUCUCUUUAGAGCUCUUUAUCAAUGUUAUGUCCGUUGUCCUUGUGGACCAUUUACAUGCAGUGCUACUCUUAUCAAUGUCCUUUUUAUUUCAAGUCCUUUUGAAUUCAUAUUUGCAUAAUUGAUGCAUGGCCAGGCCAUAGAGAUUUUCUCAUUGUCUGGUCAAAGAAACAACAAAGAAACAACUAAGGUUGUUAUAACUCGGAUAAGGAAGUGUUACUGAAUAAGCAAAGAAUGUUGUUUGCAUUGUAUUUAUGUAGGGAAACCUUCAGUUUGUCGCUCAGCAGCUGCUAUUCAUUUUAGCCUUACAGAAAGAGCUUAAUAAAACACUCCUCCAAAGCA